This is a messenger RNA of Staurois parvus, 308 nucleotides long. The record is from the annotation of a GenBank genome assembly. NCBI's taxonomy places the organism in Eukaryota, Metazoa, Chordata, Amphibia, Anura, Ranidae.
ACGUAUGUGAAAUGGUUUGAUACAGUAAUGUUAUACUAUGUGAUUUUAGUGAAUGUCACUUUUUGUCAUUUUCAAAUUUCCCGCCGUUGCGUCCCCCGUACGUCCCGACGCUCGCAGGGGACGAACCCAGAUGACAGAUGCCGGCAUCCGCCGGAUUACAUUGCCGGGGACACUGCAGGAGGGACAUCGUGGGAGAGCAGGACAAGGUAAGUGAUCGAGGGAUCGUGGAGCAGCGCCGCAUAGUAAGCCCGAGUGUAGGUCGGGGUUACCGCUUGUGCUACACUCGGGAAUACCGCCAGGGAGGAUAC